CGCUUCCCCCAAAAUGGCCGCCAAUUCGAAUGUUGUUCACAAAAGAGGAUUGCUUCCAUUUUCUUGAUCUACAGAGAAGAGGAGAACAAAAGAGACAUACAGUCAGAUCAGAUCUGUCCUAACUGACCUUCUCGCUUUCAUUUUAGUACAAGUUUUAACUCUCUCAUUUCAAACAGGAGGCGGAGUUUUUCACUAGUCACACCCCAAAACCUCUGUGAGUCUCUCUCUUUUGGCUUUAACAACCUAGCCACCCUCUCCCCCUCUCUUUUCCUUCUCUCUCUGAUAUCAACACUUAUUCUCAGACCUCCCCGAAGCCUUUAAUUAUGUCUGAAGUCCCAGUCUUAGACAGUAAAGUCUUAGCACAGCAAUUCAAAGAUCAUUCUGUCCCCCUUGUCUGUCCUUACUGUAAAAAAGAGUACAAGAGUCUUCCUGGUAUUUUAUAUCAUAUUGGACAGUUUAGAGGUGUGACAAAACGUCCUCGCUGCAUGGUUGGUGGUGAUACCCCAACCAGAGGUGGUACUCCCCCCGUCCGUACUCCUUCCUCUCCGAUGUCCUCUCGUAAAAAGACUCCAAAGAGAGAGGCACUCACGUGGGCUGAGUCGCAGCGUUUUGUCGAGUUUGAGCUUGAUUACGAGUAUCAUCGGGUUGAGAUCGACUCUCACGUUUCACUGGCCAAAGACUCCGCCUCUUUCCCUGCCUAUUUUGGAGACAACGAUUCAAAAAAUGAUGGCAAAUCUCAGUCUGAUGCUGUCUCCUCGUCCACCUCCCACACUCCUAAAAGAAGAUCGAAAGGUGCUAACGCCACUCCUUCUAAUAAAUCCUCGUCCAAGAGCGCUAGCAAGAGACGCUCUAAGUUAAAGAACACGCCACACGGUGAAACCCCAGCGAAUCAAGCCGUUCAAAUACCUGAAGCCAUUUUUACUCAUGUUGAUGCUGCUGAGGUACAAGAUGCUCCGCCCAGAGACUCUGUGUACUAUCGAUUCAUAGAGCAGUCCAGUGAAGAGCUUGAUGAGAUGGUGGAGUAUGAUAUGGACGAGGAGGACUACCAGUGGCUGUCACUGAUCAACGAAGAGAGAAAGAGCGAAGGACUUACUUCAGUACCUCAAGAAGCUUUUGAGCUGUUGAUGGAUCGACUAGAGAAAGAGUGUGUCUUUGAGAGCCACGUGACAGGGAAUGGAACGGAAUCAACUAAUCCAUAUAACAUAGACGAGAAUGCUGUCUGCUGUAUAUGUAACGAUGGAGAGUGCCACAACACUAACGCUAUUCUCUUUUGUGAUAUGUGUAAUCUAGCAGUUCACCAAGAGUGCUAUGGUGUACCGUACAUACCAGAGGGACAAUGGCUCUGUAGACGCUGCUUACAAUCACCAUCCCGUAGCGUCGACUGCGUCCUGUGUCCCAAUAAAGGCGGGGCUUUUAAACAGACGAUCGAUGGACGCUGGUCGCACGUCAUAUGUGGUCUAUGGAUACCGGAGAUACAAUUUGCUAAUCCGGUCUUCCUAGAACCAAUUGAUGGUAUCAAUGACGUUCCUUCUGCCCGCUGGAAGCUACUCUGUUAUAUCUGUCGCAAGAGGACUGGUGCCUGUAUUCAGUGUGCCAAAGCAAACUGCUAUGUUGCUUUUCAUGUAACGUGCGCCCAACAAGCUAACCUCUGCAUGAAGAUAGAGAUGGGGAAGAAUGGCGACAUUUGUAAGUCUGCUUUCUGUGAUAGCCACACUCCUCUCUCUGCCCGUAAGAAGCUCAUGGAGAGUAUUAAGAAUAUUGAGAGUGCCGAGGAGUCAGAGAGAGAGGAGAGCGUUCAGACUCCGUUGACUGGAGGGAGUGAGAAUACAGGGACAGAUGGUGGUGGAGGAGGAGGAGAGGAGCUCUGCAAGAAGGGAAAGAGUGAGAGCAAAGUUGUAAAGAGGGCAAGGAAGAUAUUGGAGCAGCAACGAGUCACACAAGCACCAGUUGUUAAUAUACCCUACAUACCACAACACAGAUUGGAUAGGAUCAUCACCAGGGUAUCGUUACACAAGAAAGCUCAAUUCAUUCCUAAACUUGUCAGUUACUGGAAACUUAAGAGACAGUCUCGUAACGGAGUCCCUUUCCUUCGACGAUUACAAGCAUCAAAUAAAGGACAGAAGACCACAGUUGCCAUUAAUUUAUCUGAGGAAGAGAGAGAAGCCCUUACCGAGCAGUUGAGUCUUUGGAAGACUUUACGACACGACCUUGAGAGAGCUCGUAUGCUAGUGGAACUAGUUAGGAAGAGAGAGAAACUGAAGAGAGAACAAUUGAGGAUGUCUGAGGAAGCAUUCAGGUUACGCUUGACUCCGCUUGAAAUGAUAAUGAAGAGACUUCUCACUAGACUAGCUGCCAAGGACCCUGCUGAUAUAUUUGCUGAACCAGUUCCACUGGAUGAUGUACCUGAUUACUUAGACGUUAUAAAAUGUCCCAUGGAUUUCAGUACAAUGCGUUCAAAACUCGACUCCCAUCAAUAUAAGAGUUUGGAAGAGUUUGAGUCCGACUUGAAACUGGUCUGGAACAAUGCCAUGACUUAUAAUCAGAAAGACACCAUUUAUUACAGAGCAGCUGUGAGGAUCAGAGAUGUUGCUAAACGUAUAUUAGACCAAGCUUAUGGUCAGAUAAAGUCGGCUGGUAUCAACAAGUCAACGGGUCUUCAUGAUCCUGAUGUAGAGGAACCACCUCCUCUCACACCUAACACUGUCGCUGCUGUAAGAGCAAUGGACAUGUUUGGAAAAGAUGGAGAAUAUGGUGACAAUAAUGACGAGACUUGCUGUAGACUAGACUUUACAAGAGAGAGACACAACAGCACCACACUGGAUGAGCAGGUGGAAUAUCUGGAGGAGCAACUUAGCGUAAUGGAGUCACAAGGAAAAAGACCUCGUAAAACAACAAAAGAGAAGCAAUUAAGAAAGGAAUUGAAUUCAUUGAAGAGGCAAAUUAAACUCAGAGACAAAGCAAAUGAUCCUGAUGCUACGUCACCUCCAAGGCGGAGACCUGCCCCGUCUGCUCCAGCAACACAAGAUGCCGAAGGCCUUGCUAGUCAACUAUUACACGGUAGCCUAAGAUUGACUGACUCCAGGAGAGCCAUCUUGUCAUCCUCUGGAAUAAAAUUUGACGAGAGAGUAAAGACUAAGCUAGAGAGAGAGGAGAGAGAGGAAGAAGAAAGACUAGUAGCUGAGGAAGAGGAGAGAGAGGAGGCAGAGGAAGAGGGGAGCAGUUUAGACGAUCUAACUGUUCCGGUAUCUUCCCCUCGAAAUACACGAAAGAGGAAAGACAGCUCAGGGAGGGGAGGGAGUGAUAGUGACAAUCCAAUAUCUAAACGAAGAAGAAAGUCUUCAGGGAAGCAGCAGCUGUUCCCUCCCCAAUCUUCCAGUUCCUCUAAGAGUUUGAACGGACUCACCAACGGUAUCCAGAGAAUGCCAGAGCCACUUGAAUUGGUGUGGGCCAAGUGUAGGGGCUAUCCCUCCUACCCAGCACUGGUAAUUGAUCCUGAAAUGCCCUCAGAAGGAUUAAGAGUUAACGGUGAAUUUAUACAAGCACCGUCAGACGACGUGUUAGAACAUAAAGACAAGAACCCACAGAAUACAAUACUAGUACGAUUCUUUGAUGGAAGAAGAUCUUGGCAAUGGCUGCAUCCAACCAAACUUGACUCGCUAGGUAUAAAUAAGGACUUUGACCACUCACAGCUUGGAGCUAGUGGAGCCAGCAAGAGAUCUGUACAGCAGGCAUAUGAGAGAGCAAUGAGAUAUCACAGAAAAGUAAUCCAAUCGUCUCACCUUAUAGAUGAUGAAUCAGACUGUAGUAGCAGCACAUAG
Messenger RNA from Amphimedon queenslandica, 3818 nucleotides. RefSeq names its product bromodomain and PHD finger-containing protein 3-like. The record is from RefSeq and is a predicted model, not a curated record. The coding region runs from base 324 to 3818 and encodes 1164 amino acids. The transcript has 12 exons. Gene Ontology annotation, molecular function: protein binding. Gene Ontology annotation, biological process: regulation of transcription by RNA polymerase II. Lineage: Eukaryota; Metazoa; Porifera; Demospongiae; Haplosclerida; Niphatidae.